Molecule: messenger RNA, 1951 nt
Organism: Nannospalax galili (Upper Galilee mountains blind mole rat)
Lineage: Eukaryota; Metazoa; Chordata; Mammalia; Rodentia; Spalacidae
Gene: Scamp4
Product: secretory carrier membrane protein 4
Exons: 7
Coding region: 34-873 (279 amino acids)
Biological process (GO): protein transport
Cellular component (GO): recycling endosome membrane; trans-Golgi network membrane
Source: RefSeq, a predicted model, not a curated record
GACAGGUCUGUGUGUGGGGCCAGAUGGCAUGCAAUGGUGAGACCAGCUUCUUGGUGGACUAUAGGUAGCUUGGGGUGUUUCCAGGGGCAGAGAAGCCCCAGGUGGCACCUUGCCUGUCCCCAAAGUCUGGAAGGUUCCAGGUGGCCGCUCCCCCUGGGCACCAGGUCAGCCAGCGCAGGGAUGGCUGGGAAGGAGAACAACUUCCCACCCCUGCCCCACUUCCUGCCACUCAAGCCCUGCUUCUACCAGGACAUUCCAGACGAGAUCCCCAUUGAGCACCAGGUGCUGGUCAAGAGGAUCUACCUCCUGUGGAUGUUUUACUGUAUCACUCUUGGGGUGAACCUGGUUGCCUGCCUGGCCUGGUGGAUCGCUGGCGGCUCCGGGGCCAACUUUGGCUUAGCUUUCCUCUGGCUACUGCUUUUUACCCCCUGCGGCUACAUGUGCUGGUUCCGACCAGCCUACAAGGCCUUCCGAGCCGACAGUUCCUUUAACUUCAUGGCGUUCUUUUUCAUCUGCGGAGCCCAGUUCAUCCUGGCCGUGAUCCAGGCCAUCGGCUUCUCAGGAUGGGGUGUGUGUGGCUGGCUGGUGGCUGUUGGAUUCUUCCAGGUCAAUGUUGGGGCUGCAGUGGUCAUGCUGAUCCCAGCCCUCAUGUUCACCCAGUCUGCUGUCAUGAUGGCGGUUGUAAUCAUGAGGGUGCACAGAAUUUACCGUGGGGCUGGUGGAAGCUUCCAGAAGGCACAGACAGAGUGGAACUCUGGUACCUGGAGGAAUCCACCCUCGAGGGAGGCCCAGUUCAGCAACUUCUCUGGGAACAGCCUACCUGAGUACCCCACAGUCCCCAACUACCCAUCCAGUGGCAGCCAGUGGCCAUAGGUAGCCAUCCAUGGUCAGGGUCACCUCUACCCUGUCCCCUCGUCCAUGUGGACCGUGGUCCUUGUCUCCAGGUCCCUGAGGCCCCCAUCCCCACUGAACCUGUAACAUCUGUGUGUGGGCCAUACCAGACCCCAGCUGGUGUCUUGCUCUGUCUCUGCCAUUACCAGGGCAGGAAAUCCUGGCCUGACCCCAGAGAGGCCACGUGCGUAGGGUCCAACCCUCGUGUUGCCCAGGCCUGUGAGGCUGAGCCUGGGAUGUGGACAGGAAUGGAUGGAAGCAGCACCUUGGUUGCCAUGGCCAUGAUGACAGCAUUCCUGGCUCCGCCACCCACCCUCCAUGGAAACAGGGACCCAGGAAGUCCCUCUUCACGUGCAACAAUGGUGACAGCCCGGCUGUCCCGUCCUAAAAGUAUCCUGCACACAGGCACACCUCUGGCUGCCCACCAAAGGGCCAGAAGCCCUUAGUGACCUGGCUAUCAUGAGGCUCCUCUUUCCUCACAGGCAACUGCAGGAAAGAUCCCACCUCAGCUGAGCAGCAGGCCAGGUUCCCCAGCCAGAGGAUGACUGGGACCUGAACCCAGGAACAGAUACGUGCCUUAGAGAGAACUCUCAACGGAAGCUACUUGCUCCCCAACCCUCCUGGGACACCAGAGGAGCCAGAGUGCAUCUUGGGGUACCCACCACACCUUCAAUGACGUUGGACCCCAGCGCUCCCCUUGUGACCUCCCAGUGCUACCAGCCAAGCUGCCAGAGUCCGUAGGUCUCUCCACAGGGCCUCGCCCUUACUGUGCCUCUUGUGUGCCAGUGUCUCACCAAACUGCCCAGGCACAGGCUGUGUCUACACCAGGACACCAGAGGCCACCAGGACAGAGUCAGGGCUUUGGGUGUAGUAUGGAUCCCUGCUGCAGACGGGCCUACUUUGAGUGAAGCAAUGCAAAGUUGCCUGGUGCCUGGUCUAGGGGGACACGUCCUCUGGCCACCUGCAGUUCCUCCCUGCCAACCCCGAGCAUGUGCACUUGCAUGCCGUGGUAGAUUUAAGUGAGAAUAUUCUGGAAAUAAAUCCUCUUUCUGCCGCAGAA